Leptosia nina is the source of this 648-nucleotide messenger RNA. The record is from the annotation of a GenBank genome assembly. NCBI's taxonomy places the organism in Eukaryota, Metazoa, Arthropoda, Insecta, Lepidoptera, Pieridae.
AUGCGGAAAAGAAAGUCUCUGAAGAAAGGUGAAGAUUCUGAAGGAUCAGAAGGUGGCGGCGAGCCAGAAGAAUUUCAAGAUUCGGGUUCUCCCGAUUGGACGCCGGAUGCGGAUUCCAAUGAACAACCAGCCAGGGCUGUUCGUAAAAGAGGAGCUGGCAGACCACCGGUAAAUAAUAAAAAGAAGCGUAAGAAUUCAACAUCAGAAGAAAGUGAAGGUGAUGAUGAUGAAGAAGCAGAGGACGAAGAACUUGAUGAAGAGGAUGGGUCAGAUGAUGAGAAAAAUGGUUCUGAUGGAAACAAAUCUGAUUCCAGCCAAUCAAAGGAUAUACCAAAACAUUUCCAUUCUGGGAAUUUUGUUUUAUUAAAAUCUGAUGUAAAAUGGGAUGGAGACACAGUGAUAUCUACUCUGGAUCAACUUAAUUUAUGGAAGAUUGAUGGGAAGGCAUUGUUACAAAAAUUUAUACCUAUGGAGUCAAAUGGAAAAAUUCUUCAUAAAUGCACUUGUGUUUAUUCGGGGUGGAAUGUUGAUAACCGUGAUAAUUACUACCCUAUAACUGAAAUUUUAGACCGCAAUCCACAAACUGAUUCAAAAGAAAUAUGUGUAGCAUUAGAUCUAAACGAUCUUAUUAAAGUAAGAGACAAGUGA